AGUUGCCGCAACGAUUAACUACCACUCCUUCCCGACCACACAAAACCAAACACGCCACUGCCGCACAUAUAAAUAUACAUAUAUAUAGAGAGAGAGAGAGAGAGAGAGUUGUUGGCUUCCGUUUUCUCGUCCAAGCGAUGUGAUUUUUUCUCAAUUCUUUUUUGUUUUGUGUGUGAGAUUUGGAACCAGCAAUGUGUUCACGCCAAACCUCUUCGAUCUUUCGCAAUAAUUCGUACUUUCUUCACCAUUCGAAUCGGAAAAUUCGCGAUUCGAUGAAGUUCCGGUGCGUGCUUGAUCAAAUUGUGCCCAAAUUCGCGGUGUCGUCGUCACUGAGCUCGGUGUUCACCUCGGCCAACGUGAUUGCGGCGGCCGCCGCGGCGGAGUCGGGUACGGUACACAGCGCGGUGGCGUCCGCCAUAACGCAUGUGGCUGUCACCGCCGUUGCUAUCGCCUCGGGCGCUUGUCUUUCAACUAAGGUCGAUUUCUUGUGGCCGAAAGUGGAGGAGCAACCCGGCUCACUUAUACUGGAUGGAGUGGAUGUAACUGGCUAUCCUAUAUUUGCUGAUGCGAAGGUGCAAAAGGCAAUUGCAUUCGCUAGGAAAGCUCACCUCGGACAGUUAAGGAAAACAGGAGACCCUUAUUUGACUCACUGUAUACAUACAGGAAAAAUCCUAGCAGUCUUAGUUCCAUCAAGUGGAAACCGGGCUGUCGAUACAGUUGUGGCUGGGAUUCUCCAUGAUGUGGUUGAUGAUACAUGUGAAAGUUUGGACAGCAUAGAGAGAGAGUUUGGUGAUGAUGUAGCAAAGUUGGUAGCUGGAGUUUCCAGGUUAAGUUAUAUUAAUCAGUUGUUAAGAAGACAUCGCAGGGUAAACAUGAAUGGCAGCUCUCUCGGUCAAGGAGAGGCACAUAAUAUACGAGUCAUGCUGUUAGGCAUGGUACACGAUCCCCGUGUGGUGCUGAUCAAACUUGCAGAUCGUCUUCACAACAUGAGAACCAUUUAUGCUCUUCCCUUAGCCAAGGCUCAAGCAGUUGCUCAAGAGACGCUAGUUAUUUGGUGCUCACUUGCUUCCAGAUUGGGUCUAUGGGCCUUAAAAGCUGAACUGGAAGAUCUGUGUUUUGCAGUACUUAAGCCUCAAGUGUUCCGUCAAAUGCGAGCUGACCUCGCUUUAAUGUGGAGCCCUGGCAACAGGGCAAGCAAUCUGCGAAGAAUGUCUGCAAAAGCCAGCUUGCCUGUGCCAUCAAAUGAAAAAGGCUCUGUUAUCGACUAUGAAAGAUCUGCAGCAAUAGAUGAGGACAACACAAGCAUGAGGGAUCUUUUGCAGGCUGUAUUCCCAUUUGACCUCUUGCUAGAUCGUAGAAAGCGAACUAACUUUCUGCAUAAUCUUGAGAAGUGUUCAAAGUCUCAAGCAAAACCAAAGGUUGUAAGGGAUGCUGGAAUUGCUUUAGCAUCAUUGGUUGUUUGUGAGGAAGCCCUUGAGCGGGAACUAUUUAUAUCUACUUCCUAUGUUCCAGGGAUGGAAGUGACUUUAUCAAGCCGUCUGAAAAGCUUGUACAGUAUCUACAGCAAGGUAAUGGAACGAAAAGAUGUUUGCAUCAAAAAAGUAUAUGAUGCCCGUGCAUUGAGGGUAAUUGUUGGGGAUAAGAAUGGGACUUUACAUGGAGAGGCAGUUCAGUGUUGUUACAGUCUUCUCAACAUUGUUCACAGGCUUUGGACUCCUGUUGAUGGUGAAUUUGAUGACUACAUUGUUAACCCAAAGCCCAGUGGCUAUCAGUCUCUUCACACCGCAGUACAAGGUCCUGAUAACUGUCCUUUUGAAGUUCAGAUAAGGACACAGAGGAUGCAUGAGUAUGCUGAACAUGGACUUGCUGCACAUUGGCUUUAUAAAGAAACUGAAAACAAGUUGUCUUCCUUAAGUAGCAUUGAUAAGUCAGAGGCAUAUUUCUCAGACGAUAUGGACCAAAGCUCUAUUGAAGAUGAUGCUUUUUGGAAAUAUAGUUCCUUGAAAGCAGGGCAUCCACUCCUCAGAGUGGAUGGUAGUCAAUUGCUUGCUGCUGUUAUUGUCAGAGUCGAUAAAGGUGGAAGAGAACUUCUUGUUGCUGUGAGCUUUGGACUAGCAGCUUCUGAAGCAGUAGCUGAAAGAAGAUCGUCUUGCCAAAUAAAACGAUGGGAAGCUUAUGCAAGGCUUUAUAAAAAGGUAACUGAAGAGUGGUGGUGUGAACCUGGACAUGGAGAUUGGUGUACUUGCCUUGAAAAGUACACACUCUGUCGAGAUGGCAUUUACCAUAAGCAAGACCAGUUUGAGCGCCUACUACCAACCUUCAUUCAGGUCAUUGAUUUGACAGAAAGGGAGGAAAAUGAAUACUGGGCUGUUGUGUCCGCUGUUUCUGAAGGCAAACAGGUCGCUGCCAUCAUGUCUAACUCCAGCUGCCACGAGCGGCGAGCCUCCAAACUUUCUAGUUCAAGUUCUACAGAAUCUGGCAUCAACGAUAAGGUGCAACUGCUGAGGACAAUGCUGCAGUGGGAAGAGCAGCUGCGGUCUGAAGCCGGUGAUUUUGAAUCCAUUCCACUUGGUGAAGUGGUGAUUGUGUGUUGGCCGCAUGGUGAGAUCCUGAGACUAAGAAGUGGUAGCACUGCUGCAGAUGCUGCUAUAAGAGUUGGGUUAGAGGGGAAGCUUGUUUCAGUAAACGGCCAGUUUGUACUGCCCGGCACCCGGCUCAAAGAUGGCGACGUAGUUGAAGUCAGAGUGUAAAACCUCCAACUUCAGUCACUGCUGCUGGUACGUAGAGGACGAUGAGGGUGACAGAAUCAGUACAUUUUCCCCCUUUUUUGCAUCAUCUUAUUCAGUUGGUUUGAGGGCUUUAACAGUGAAAAUGUGGAAGGUUGAAGAGCAAUUGCAGCUGCAGCUGCUGUCUCCCGUGUAUAUAAACCCCCCAUUUAUUGUUGUAAUUUGCAGAAAUCGCAUGUUUAGCAAAUUGAAAACUAGUCUUGUGGAUGUAAAUCAAAUUUCUCUAUAAAGUUCAAUGUGGAUGUAAAUCAAAUUUAUCUAUAAA
This is a messenger RNA of Diospyros lotus (date-plum), 3051 nucleotides long. RefSeq lists its product as uncharacterized. The record is from RefSeq and is a predicted model, not a curated record. Gene Ontology annotation, cellular component: chloroplast. Gene Ontology annotation, biological process: guanosine tetraphosphate metabolic process. NCBI's taxonomy places the organism in Eukaryota, Viridiplantae, Streptophyta, Magnoliopsida, Ericales, Ebenaceae. Bases 192 to 2750 code for a protein of 852 amino acids. The transcript is spliced from 18 exons.